AUGGAUAUUAAAGUCAUAAGCUGGAAUAUUCGUGGGUUAAACGCUUUUGAGAGGAUGGUGGCUUUGAAAAAUCUGGUGAUGGCUCAAAAAUGCACAAUUUGUCUGAUUCAAGAUACUAAGAUGAUGAAGAUGGAUCAUUGGGUAAUUCAAAAUAUUUUGUAUGAUGGAGAGUUUGAUUGGAUGUAUUUUCCUUCAGUUGGUGCUAGUGGAGGGCUGCUUACAGUCUGGGAUAAAAGUAAGUUAGUGAAGGAGGGAGAAAGGGUACGAAUGAAUAAUAUUUCCACACUGUUUACUCUUAAAGAUAAUUGGGAUAAAUUAGUUGUGUGCAAUUUGUAUUCACCUUGUGAGUAUACUGAAAGGGAGGUGUUUCGGAAGGAUUUGGAGGAGAUAAAGAAUUGGUGGGAAGGACCAAUGUGUUAUGGAGGGGACGUCAAUGCAGUAAGGAGCAAUGAGGAGAGGAAUAGGGGAGAUGGAGAUAGCAGAAACAAUAAUUUUCUAAACAAUUUUAUUUACAAUCAGGAGUUGGUGGAUUUACCUUUGCUGGGAGGUGCUUUCACUUGGUCAGAUAUGCAAACUGAUCCUUUAUUAUGCAGAUUAGAUAGAUUUAUGCUGAUUGUGGGCUUUGAUGUUAUGUUUCCUGAUGAUGUUCAAAUGACACUAGCAAGAGUGAUAUCUGAUCACAAACCAAUGCUAAUUUCAAAACCAGGUCUUGCUUGUAAACCAUAUUUUAAAUUUGAGAAUGGUUGGAUUUAUCAUAAGCAGUUUAAGCAGUUGGUUGAACAAUGGUGGGGUAUGAUGAAUUUUGAAGGUUCAGCUAGUUUCAUCUUUUUUAAGAAACUUCAGAAUCUGAAAUACUUGUUGAAUAAUUGGAGUAGGGAGGAGUUUGGAGGUGUCAAAAGGGAGAAAAACGAUUUGACAUAG
Messenger RNA from Papaver somniferum (opium poppy), 921 nucleotides. RefSeq lists its product as uncharacterized. The record is from RefSeq and is a predicted model, not a curated record. Bases 1 to 921 code for a protein of 306 amino acids. Lineage: Eukaryota; Viridiplantae; Streptophyta; Magnoliopsida; Ranunculales; Papaveraceae. The transcript has a single exon.